This is a messenger RNA of Gadus morhua (Atlantic cod), 681 nucleotides long. RefSeq names its product LSM6 homolog, U6 small nuclear RNA and mRNA degradation associated (gene lsm6). NCBI's taxonomy places the organism in Eukaryota, Metazoa, Chordata, Actinopteri, Gadiformes, Gadidae. Gene Ontology annotation, molecular function: RNA binding. Gene Ontology annotation, biological process: mRNA splicing, via spliceosome; maturation of SSU-rRNA. The record is from RefSeq and is a predicted model, not a curated record. Gene Ontology annotation, cellular component: sno(s)RNA-containing ribonucleoprotein complex; U6 snRNP; nucleolus. The coding region runs from base 285 to 527 and encodes 80 amino acids. The transcript has 4 exons.
CUCUUACACAACUUAUGUGUCUACAGUCUGCAUGGGGCUCCUUUUUAGUUUGUCUUUGAAUUGAAUUGAAUUGUUAUCUAACACUUUAAAAGCACCUGCCAGUGGCCCAAAUGGAAACACUGCUGGAACAUAUAUUUUUUAAUACUUGCUGCUCUAUUCGAUGCAUUCGUUGCCGUCCACUAUUUUUGUCCCAUAGCUAGCCCCGUACUUCUAUUUACGUAUUACAGCGCGGACUCUUGUGUUCAGAUUAAAAUCGUACAUAGAUCAUUCCGAGCGUCGUCGAGAUGAGUCUGAGAAAGCAAACCCCGAGUGAUUUCCUAAAGCAGAUCAUUGGAAGACCUGUAGUGGUAAAACUGAACUCCGGCGUGGAUUACAGAGGUGUUCUGGCAUGCUUGGACGGCUACAUGAAUAUCGCUAUAGAGCAAACGGAAGAGUAUGUGAACGGUCAACUGAAGAACAAGUAUGGAGAUGCAUUUCUGAGGGGAAACAAUGUUCUAUACAUCAGCACCCAGAAGAGGAAAGUUUAAUGUGGAGCAUUUUUAUUUUGUGCUUAUUUUAUUUUGAUUGUUCAAACAUGGUUAUGUUAAGUGGUAGUCGUGUAAAGUUUUUCUAAUGAUGCCGCCAUGGAAGAGUGUUUCCUUUUUUGUAAUUACAAAUCAAUAAAUUCUGAGUUGUUCUUUA